UUUUAUAUCUCCAGCCAAUACAAAUUUCAAUAAAUUCCUGCUUAUAUAAAUAUCGGCAAUUAACUAAGAAUCAGCACAGUACCAAAAUGUACGUCCUAGGAGUUGCUUUAUUCACCUUUGCAUCCUUAGCGCACAUUUCACAAUGUGCCGAUUACUAUUCAAGUCUAGUAAUUGACUCAUUGCAUGAUUGUCCGGAAGAGAAUAUUGGCCAAUAUUUUAACAUGAGAGAUCUAAGAUUAAGUAUAAAUGGUGACCACUCAGUUAUAAACGGAAGAUUUACUUUCAAUGGGCAAAUGCCUGGACAACAUAACGUUAGGGCAGUACUAACUGUGGAAAAGUGUAAUCAUAAAGCUUCACUAGAGACUUGCGAAAAGGUAUCUGACUUUCAAUUCAACGACCCAUGUUCAACUUGGCACAGCAAAGGGAAACUUUGGUCUAGCGCAGUAGCAAGUGUAUCACCACGGUUAGAAUGUAGAAUGAAGAACAAUGUGUACACGGUGAACAAUUGGGUAAUCAACGGUGACGUCUUCAAACAAACAAUACCUCAAGCUGAAAAAUUUUAUUGGAGACUCAAAUUGAAGUUGUAUUUUAAUAAUCAACUGCGAUUGUGUGGAAAAGUGACUGGUGGAUUUCAGAAGUUUCCAGGCAGAAGGGGCUAAAAACAUUGAAUAAUAUUUUCAUAUCAGUAAAUAAAAUGGCGAAAUAAAUUUAUUAUACAUAUA
Cimex lectularius (bed bug) is the source of this 722-nucleotide messenger RNA. RefSeq lists its product as uncharacterized. The record is from RefSeq and is a predicted model, not a curated record. NCBI's taxonomy places the organism in Eukaryota, Metazoa, Arthropoda, Insecta, Hemiptera, Cimicidae. The transcript has 4 exons. The coding region runs from base 87 to 659 and encodes 190 amino acids.